AUGGAGGGCUGCGAUCACAAUGUGCCAUUGGAAAACGUUGUGGCGAUGUCGCGGCUUUUGGGAACGUGGAUCCAGUGGGAGGUGCGGACGUGGAAAGAAAGUGAGGAAAAAUUGGCGACGGAAUGGUAUGGGCUUCCUGGGAAGGAGAAAACUACUUUCCCGAAAGAUUGGCUGGAGAUUGCUACUAGCUACACUGGUAAGAAGAGCAGGGCUAAGCUAUAA
Molecule: messenger RNA, 222 nt
Organism: Penicillium maclennaniae
Lineage: Eukaryota; Fungi; Ascomycota; Eurotiomycetes; Eurotiales; Aspergillaceae
Exons: 1
Coding region: 1-222 (73 amino acids)
Source: RefSeq, a predicted model, not a curated record